Molecule: messenger RNA, 1299 nt
Organism: Hypanus sabinus (Atlantic stingray)
Lineage: Eukaryota; Metazoa; Chordata; Chondrichthyes; Myliobatiformes; Dasyatidae
Exons: 2
Coding region: 24-1058 (344 amino acids)
Source: RefSeq, a predicted model, not a curated record
GGGUGCAGAGGAGAUUUACCAGGAUGCUGCCUGGAUCAGAGAGGGUGCAGAGGAGAUUUACCAGGAUGCUGACUGGAUUAGAGAGGGUGCAGAGGAGAUUUACUAGGCUGCUGACUGGAUUAGAGUGGGUGCAGAGGAGAUUUACCAGGAUGCUGACUGGAUUAGAGAGGGUGCAGAGGAGAUUUACUAGGCUGCUGACUGGAUUAGAGUGGGUGCAGAGGAGAUUUACCUGGAUGCUGACUGGAUUAGAGAGGGUGCAGAGGAGAUUUACCAUGAUGCUGACUGGAUUAGAGAGGGAGCAGAGGAGAUUUACCAGGAUGCUGACUGGAUUAGAGAGGGUGCAGAGGAGAUUUACCAGGAUACUGCCUGGAUCAGAGAGGGUGCAGGGGAGAUUUACCAGGAUGCUGCCUGGAUCAGAGAGGGUGCAGAAGAGAUUCACCAGGCUGCUGACUGGAUUAGAGAGGGUGCAGAGGAGAUUUACUAGGCUGCUGACUGGAUUAGAGAGGGUGCAGAGGAGAUUUACCAGGAUGCUGCCUGGAUCAGAGAGGGUGCAGAGGAGAUUUACCAGGAUGCUGCCUGGAUCAGAAAGGAUGCAGAAGAGAUUCACCAUUCUGCUGACUGGAUUAGAGAGGGUGCAGAGGAGAUUUACUAGGCUGCUGACUGGAUUAGAGUGGGUGCAGAGGAGAUUUACCAGGAUGCUGACUGGAUUAGAGAGGGUGCAGAGGAGAUUUACUAGGCUGCUGACUGGAUUAGAGUGGGUGCAGAGGAGAUUUACCUGGAUGCUGACUGGAUUAGAGAGGGUGCAGAGGAGAUUUACCAUGAUGCUGACUGGAUUAGAGAGGGAGCAGAGGAGAUUUACCAGGAUGCUGACUGGAUUAGAGAGGGUGCAGAGGAGAUUUACCAGGAUACUGCCUGGAUCAGAGAGGGUGCAGGGGAGAUUUACCAGGAUGCUGCCUGGAUCAGAGAGGGUGCAGAAGAGAUUCACCAGGCUGCUGACUGGAUUAGAGAGGGUGCAGAGGAGAUUUACUAGGCUGCUGACUGGAUUAGAGAGGGUGUAGAGGAGAUUUACCAGGAUGCUGACUGGAUUAGAGAGGGUGCAGAGGAGAUUUACUAGGCUGCUGACUGGAUUAGAGAGGGUGCAGAGGAGAUUUACCAGGAUGCUGACUGGAUUAGAGAGGGUGCAGAGGAGAUUCACCAGGAUGCUGCCUGGAUCAGAGAGGGUGCAGAGAUUCACCAGGAUGCUGCCUGGAUUAGAGAGGGUGCAGAGGAGAUUCACCAGGAUGCUGCCUGGAUUAGAGA